Cantharellus anzutake is the source of this 538-nucleotide messenger RNA. RefSeq lists its product as uncharacterized. Bases 216 to 506 code for a protein of 96 amino acids. The record is from RefSeq and is a predicted model, not a curated record. NCBI's taxonomy places the organism in Eukaryota, Fungi, Basidiomycota, Agaricomycetes, Cantharellales, Hydnaceae. The transcript has 3 exons.
UCCUCCAGAAUGCCUUACGUGACUCUGGGAUAUUGUUGCUCAUGGUUAGCACAACAUAUUUCAACAACGACCACCAACUCCUCCCCUUUCGCAAAGGGAAAACGAUAAUAGGCAUAUCUAUUCUUAUCCCCUUUUUUCUUUCCACUUGUUACCUGCCCCCCUCAGCACUUACACUACAAACAUACAAUUUACACGACCUAAUACUUUAGUAUAACAUGUACUUUUUUUUUCUUUUUUUUGUUUCCCUCAAUUUCGACGCCAUCCGUUCCGCGACGCAUGAUCAUCUUCUCUCGAACCCAUACAUGGGCAGUUCAAGCCAAACGUAUCAUUGUCGUUCGACCAAUCUUGAAAGCCCUUUAUCUCCAUUCCGUAGCCCCUUCGAACAACCCUCCCCCCCCCUCUCAGGAGCAAGAGCUCUUUACUUGUUUAAGUCCAGCGCACUUUGCCAAUCCAAUGAGCUUCCCCUUAUAGUGAACGUCGGGCUUGUGUGUUGUGUUUCCCCAUGAUCUCUUUCCUGAGAGUUUCCGCCGUUACAUUC